Saprolegnia diclina VS20 is the source of this 2634-nucleotide messenger RNA. RefSeq lists its product as hypothetical. Bases 1 to 2634 code for a protein of 877 amino acids. Gene Ontology annotation, molecular function: protein binding. The record is from RefSeq and is a predicted model, not a curated record. NCBI's taxonomy places the organism in Eukaryota, Oomycota, Saprolegniomycetes, Saprolegniales, Saprolegniaceae. The transcript has 13 exons.
AUGGCGACGGCGGGCAUGUGGCAGACGCGGUGCGAGGAGGCUGAGCGGGCCAAGGCGCAGGCGCUGCGGGAGGCGGCGGCGUGGAAGAAGAAGUACAUUGCCGAGCGUGAGCGCCGGCGGGAAAUGACCAAGACGCUGGUCGUUGUGCUGCAGCAGGAGCAGAACAAGACGUCGCAGAACGAAGCGCUGGUGCGACGCUUCGCCAGCAUCCUCAGCGACCCGAACGAGACGUCGGCGAUCCUGAGCCCGACGCUGCCAUCCUUUGACCUGGAUGGCGACGACGAAGACUCGACCGACGACGAGCAAGGUCCGUCGAGCCGAGGCCGGCAUACGUCGCCGCCACCGCUGCACCUGCUGCUGGACCAGCCGCCGGCGACCGUGCCCACGCGCUCGGUGCGGUCGAGCACGAUGGACAUUGGCCACGCUCCCUUCUCACUCUCGCCUCGGCACGAUGCAAAGGAGGAAGGCCAGGCCAUGAUGCUCAACCUCCUCUACGCACGCACGUUCCACGCAGGAUACCGGUCGAGCUCGAAGCGGCUGCAGACGCUCGCCAAGUCGAUCACGUGCUUCCACGGCAAGCGCGAUCGGAUUUUCGAGCAUUUCUUCAUCGCUGGGAUCCCAGCGUCGUCGUCGGCCAUCGAGCCCGUGCUCGAGGGCGAGUCGCCUGUCGGCUUUUGGAAGCCAGCCAUUCUCUUCCAGUACCCGCCUGCGGCGGUCUAUCCCUUGAAUGACCAAGCAGUCAGCGGGUUUUGCUUCCCCGUCGGCGCACCGGCGUUUUCGUGCUCGGUCGCCGACGCCGAGAGCCUCCGUGGGUCGCUCAUCUCGCAGUGGACGAGCGACGCUGCGAGCUGCUUUCGCCAGCUCCUCGAGCCGUUCAACGCGCAGACGUACACAUUCCGGCUCACGGGUUCGAAAGGCGAAGCGCUCUACGGGCUCUGCGCCGCCGUGCUCAUGGACGCCGACGACCCGCCGCUCUUGCUCGACAGCGGCCAUUUAGACGCGAUGAACUCCGACUCGGAUGCCGAUGGGGUCGCGCCGAGCAAACCGCGGUCGCUGCCGCGCGAUGCGACAUUUCACUCGCUCGCCGGCAUCUUGGCGUCCCCGCUCACGGACAAGGACGGCGCAUUCUUUGAAGAGUCGCCCGUCGUGCUCACGCCGCGGAGCUACUGCGUCACGAGCAAGUACCCGUUCUACAAGCUCCACUACCACUUUUUGCGUACGCUCAUCGAAGCCGACAUGCGCAGCCGGCAAGUCGCGCGCGAGGCCCAGUCGGCGCUGCACCGGCCGACGUUUGUCGACGUGACGGUGCACCAGCCGUUGCUCGGGCUGACGCUCAAGCGCAAGGACGACGUGGGUCCGUCCGAGGCAGGUCUCUCGGAGAAAGACGUGCGUCUCUUGGAUGCAAUUGCGACGCCUGCCACCAAGGCGCCCGAUGGCAGCGUGACGCUCACGGACGACCGACGUGCGAUGGCGCCGCCGCCAACAAAGGACGUGGCGCCCCGCGUCUUCUACCGCAGCCGGAGCUGGUCGGCGUCUGGCAAGAAACGCGCCUUGCCCCUCAGUGCAGCGGCGGCGAGACCUCGCGUCCAGGCUAUUGUCGACUCGGUGGAGGCGUCGAUGGGCAAAGCCGGCGUCCGCGUCGGCGACCUUCUCGUCGCUAUCAACGGCUUUCCCAUUGGCGACCUUGCGUUUGCCGAGUCGUUGCGUCUUCUCGACUCGGCCAAGCGUCCGCUCAAGCUCCGCUUCCAGCGCAUCGUGACAAAAGCUCCAAGACGGGCGUCGUCGAAUGCGCGCUUGGAGCGCGGUCGCGGGUCGUCCACGGUCUUGGAACUCUUGCGACGGUACCGCAGCAUGAAGGUCGGCGAGGCCGGGUCCUGGACCAGCGUCCGGCUCGGUCAUUGCGACGUCAAAUACCAGUUUCCAAUGGCGCGCACGGACGAGUGGACUGUUGCCGUGCUGCUGUCGCUCCUCUCGGCCGACAACAUUGUGCUCGUGCUCGGGCAUUUGCUCUUGGAGAAGCAAGUCGCUAUCGUCAGCGACUCGACCGCCAAGCUCGCCGCCGUGAGCGCCGCGUUUGUCGUGCUCCUUCGGCCGUUCCAGUGGCAGUCGACGUACAUUCCGGUGCUACCGUCGAGUCUGCUCGACUUUCUACAUUCGCCCGUGCCGUACCUCGUUGGAGUCCACAACGGCUUUGCACACGAUGAGUGGCCGGACGUGUGCUUUGUGCACGUCGAGGCUGACGACGUUGCGUCACCGUUUGCGCCGACGCCGUUUCCAACGAGCCGCGAGCUCGAGACGGUGCUCAGCGACUGCCAAGCCAAGAUGCGCGCACUGCCCGCGCGGCCGCCCCACCCGUGGCACGACCUCUCGGAUGCGGAGAACGAUGUGCUCUCGCUCGCCGUGUCCAAGACCGAGUGUCUCUUCUCGACGCUGUGCGGCGCCAUCACCACCCUUCCGCUGUUGCCCCACGCCACCAAGUCGUCGUACGAUGUCCUUCAAGAAGAGUUUGAAAAGGCCACAGCGGCCAGCGGCCACCGGCACUUUUACGCCGAGUUUGCCCAGACCCAGCUCUUUUGCCAGUACUGCGAAGCUGCGAUGCACGACGUCGACCAAGCCAGUACCCCUACGCGCUAG